GCAGCUUUCCUUGGCUUUAGACUCUUUAAAAAAGCAAAUAAAUAGAUUUGUAGAUUUUUAAUGAUAUAAGACACUUGCGGGCGACUUGGCAUAUCACAGAGCAUUCACUUGUGUUACUUCAUCGAGGAGCAGCGGGGUGGAGCUGGAGCGAGCACCUCUGCGUCUCAGGUGCAACAGUGAAAUGCUAAAACGUAGCCAUGAGCAAGGAGCCCUCUGUCUGAAUCACGCUGGGUGCUGGGAACUAAAGCGGAAGGAGCAGGUCCUGUGUGUGCCGUAGUGCUUCUAGUGGGAUGUGACAAAAGACAUGAAAUCGGGGAGAGAAAAAUGAUGAUUCUGGAAUUUGGCUCUGGCUGUCAGGGGUGACGAAAAAGCGCCGGCAACGCCUCCUGCCCGGGCUAUAAAGGGCUCCAAGCCAGGGGGAAGCGAGCACUCGCUGUCUGUGCUGCCGAGCCGGGUGUUGCUCUCCUGCCCUACAGCCUCCGCCAGCCUUCGCCAUGAGCACCACCACGGUCAGGCAAUACUCCUCCUCCACCUCCCUCAAGGGCUUCGGUGGCCUGGGUGGAGGCUCCAGCAGGCUUUCCUCCGUGCGUGUUGGGGGAGGAGGGUACAGAGCACCCAGCGUCCACGGAGGCAGCUACUCUGUCUCUUCCCGCAUUGUCUCGGGGCUUGGAAGUGGCUACGGGGGCAGCUACUGCAGCAGCGUAGGAGGGGGCCUCGGCAGUGGCUUUGGGGGGAGCUAUGGGGCUGGCUUUGGGGCUGGCUUUGGAGCUGGCUUUGGAGGUGGCUUUGGAGGUGGCGAUGGCAUCCUCCCGGCUGGCGAAAAGGAGACGAUGCAGAACCUCAACGACCGCCUGGCUGCCUACCUGGACAAAGUGCGUGCCCUGGAGGAGGCCAACACUGACCUGGAGGUCAAGAUCAGGGAAUGGUACAAGAAGCAGGGACCUGGUCCAGACCGUGACUAUAGCCCCUACUACAGGACUAUCGAGGAGCUCAGGAACAAGGUCCUGGUGGCUACAGUCGACAACGCUAACCUCCUCCUGCAGAUUGACAACGCCAGGCUGACAGCUGAUGACUUCAGGACCAAGUUUGAGACGGAGCAGACUCUGCGCCUGAGUGUGGAGGCUGAUAUCAACGGCCUGCGCAGAGUCCUGGAUGAGCUGACCCUGGCCAGAGCUGACCUGGAGAUGCAGAUCGAGAACCUGAAGGAGGAGCUGGCCUACCUCAAGAAGAACCACGAGGAGGAAAUGAAUGCCCUGCGCGGGCAGGUGGGUGGAGAGAUCAGCGUGGAGAUGGAUGCGGCUCCUGGAAUCGACCUCACCAAGAUCCUGGCUGAGAUGAGGGAGCAGUACGAGAGCCUGGCGGACAAGAACCGCAGGGACGCCGAGCAGUGGUUCUUCAGCAAGACGGAAGAGCUGAACCGGGAGGUGGCCAUCAACACCGAGCAGCUUCAGAGCGGCAAGACGGAGAUCACAGAGCUACGACGCACCAUCCAGAGCCUGGAGAUUGACCUGCAGUCCCAGCUCAGCACGAAAGCGGCGUUGGAGGGCACCUUGGCUGACACGGAAGCCCGCUACGGCACCCAGCUGGCCCAGCUCCAGGGGCUGAUCACCAGCGUGGAGGAGCAGCUGGCCGAGCUGCGGUGCGACAUGGAGCGCCAGAACCACGAGUACAGGGUCCUCCUGGACGUCAAAUGCCGCCUGGAGCAGGAGAUUGCCACGUACCGCCGGCUCCUGGAGGGCGAGGACGCCCACAUGUCUUCCCACUACAUCUCGCAGUCUGUGAAAGAAGUACCUGUAACUACCCGUCAAAUCCGCACAAUCUUUGAGGAAGUCCAGGAUGGGAAGGUGAUCUCCUCCCGUGAGCAGAUCACCCAGUCUGCCCACUAAGGUGGCUGCGUGGUUUGCUGCAAACCUUGCAUAGCAAAGCAAAAGAAGAUUCCAGCUUAUGUGCUCUGGCUGUGUAGAUGACAAAAAGCGUCUUCUCUUUUUAUCGCACCCCUGCUUCCCUCACCCUUUCUCUAAGCGCUGUGCCGCACUCAGAAAUCAAAUAAAGCUUUUCUGCGCACUCGUG
This is a messenger RNA of Aquila chrysaetos chrysaetos, 2070 nucleotides long. Its product is annotated as keratin, type I cytoskeletal 14-like. The record is from RefSeq and is a predicted model, not a curated record. NCBI's taxonomy places the organism in Eukaryota, Metazoa, Chordata, Aves, Accipitriformes, Accipitridae. Gene Ontology annotation, cellular component: keratin filament. Gene Ontology annotation, molecular function: structural molecule activity.